Molecule: messenger RNA, 1110 nt
Organism: Scedosporium apiospermum
Lineage: Eukaryota; Fungi; Ascomycota; Sordariomycetes; Microascales; Microascaceae
Product: Flavonol synthase
Exons: 4
Coding region: 1-1110 (369 amino acids)
Molecular function (GO): dioxygenase activity
Source: RefSeq, a predicted model, not a curated record
AUGCCUUCUGCUGUACUGCCCGAGCCUGCUCCCUUGCCCAAGUGGCAACGCCCUGCAAAGACGACAGCGUCUCUUCCCUGGGCCGACAUCAAGGUGCUUGAUCUUAGCAAGUUCGACAAGCCAGGUGGCAAGGAGGAACUAGCCGAAGAGCUUCGCGAAGCGGUGCAUGACACGGGCUUCUUCAGCCUGACCAACACGGGGUUCAGUCCCGAAGAGGUGGAAAGGCAAUAUGACAUUGGUCAAGGCUUCUUCAGUCUCUCACAGGAAGAAAAGGACCAGCCCCAAUACCGCUGUGACUUUACCAAGGGCCACUACUUUGGAUACCGCCCUGCCCACGAGAAAACCAUCAUGAGCACUGAUGUCCUCGACAAUGUAGAAUCAUUCAACAUUGCCAAGUUCAUCCCUCAAUAUGCCAACGAAGCAUUUCAUCCAUUCUUCGAGCCUUACCGGGCCGAAAUAGAAGCCUUCUCUAGGAAAUCCCUCGACCUUGCUAGCAAAGUCUUUACCCUCUUCUCCAUCAUCCUCGAGCUUCCCGAAGACUACUUCUCCUCCCGACACGCCUACUCCUCCCCCAGCGAAGACCAUGUCAGGUACAUGACAUACCACCCCCGACCCCUCAGCGAGGAUGACAAGGUCGAGCACACAUGGUCCAGGGCGCACACCGACUUUGGUUCCCUGACUCUUCUCUGGAGCCAGGAUGUCGCCGGCCUACAGAUCAAGACCAAGUCCGGCGAGUGGCGCUACGUUCCGCCCGUCGACAACGGCAUCGUCUGCAACGUAGGUGACACGAUUGACUUUUGGUCGGCCGGAUAUUUCAAGUCGACGACACACCGCGUCAUUCGCCCUCCGGAGGACCAGGCGUCCAUCUAUCGUCAAGGCCUGUUCUAUUUUGUCCGCCCGGGAGAUGCCGUAGAUAUCAAGCCGGCCCCGUCGCCACUUCUUAAGAGGCUGGGACUACUGAAGGAAGAUAGCGAUGACCAGGCACCAGUGACUGGAUUGCAGUACGUGAGGGAGCGGGUGAAGAACUACCACGACCACAAGGAUUACGCCAACAAGAAGGGUCAAAAGUUCGUUGUCGGCAACUUGCAAAUUGAGGAUGAGGCUGCAUAA